AUGGGGGAAACUCAGGGUCUGGAUGCUAGUAAUACGUCUCUUAUUACUACAUCUUUUGCGAGUAUAGUUAAGGGAAACAAAACCCUAACUGUUGAACAUGUUGCUGGGGAAAAAACUCAUAUUACCACCACUGUUGAUGGGGCUGAUUUUCAGGAGGUUAAAACCUCUCUAGAACAACAAUGGAAACUAAGAGAAGGGUGGGUUCAGUUUGUAUCACUGAAUCGGGGUUUCUUCAUUAUCAAACUUCUUUCACAAGAAGAUAAAGAUAGGGUUUUCACUGAGGAAGGAUGGAUGGUAAAACAACAACAGUUUAGAUUCAUUGAGUGGUACCCUGGUUUUGAUGCUAACAAACCACCAUCUUCACGUGCAACUGUUUGGGUGAGAUUUCCAGGCUUGCCAAUGGAGUUAUGGGUUGAGAAGACAUUGUUAUCUCUGGGUAAAUCUCUGGGGAAUCCAAUUGUGGUAGAUUCAAGAACUUUGAACCAUGAAUAUGGUCAUUUUGCAUCUGUCCUUAUAGAUAUUGAUUUUGCUUCACAUGAUGCUGAUGAAAUUCAUGUUGUUGAUGGUAGAAACUUCUUACAAGCUAUAGAUAUUCCAAAGCGUCCUAGUUUUUGUUCAAGUUGUAAGAUCAUUGGUCAUUUGGAUGCGGUUCGUGACAAAAAUAAGGAGGUUAAUCAUGUUCAAGCCAUUCAUAAUGAUGCUAAGGAGGCUGCUGUUGUGAAUGAUUGGAAAGAGGUACGUCAUAAAAAGCAUGGAGAGAGUGGUAGUGUGGUUAUCCCAACUGUUGUUGUUUCAGUUGAUAACAAUGCUUCACUUACGCCACUUGUGGAUCAACUUUUACAAUCUGAGAGGGUUGUACACCAAAAUAAGUUUGAUGUGCUUCAUAGGGAAUUAGGCCUUGAUAAUGACACAAGUGAUGUACUGCUAGAAACUGAAGAGGAAAAAGAGUUGGGGAAUGAUGUUGAUGCUGAUAUAUUUGAUAGAUGGGAGGCUAGCAGAGUGACAAGAAAGGCAGAUGAGCAAGCUGCUUACAACUUGGUUUCAACUGGCAGUAAGGAGAAUUCAGCAAAGAACACACAGUGCACUCAGGUUGAACAAGGUGAUGAAAUAAGUGAAGAGGAGCGAACGGCUUUGGAGUUACAAAAAAAAUGGAAGCAGAUGUAG
Messenger RNA from Papaver somniferum (opium poppy), 1164 nucleotides. RefSeq lists its product as uncharacterized. Lineage: Eukaryota; Viridiplantae; Streptophyta; Magnoliopsida; Ranunculales; Papaveraceae. The record is from RefSeq and is a predicted model, not a curated record. The transcript is spliced from 3 exons. The coding region runs from base 1 to 1164 and encodes 387 amino acids.